GUGGACAGCCAGUGUGGGCCAGAGGGAGCACAGCUCAAGUCACCAUGAGCACACAGGUGCCAAGGGACAGCAGAAGAUGGGUGCAGAGUUUCUCUAUCCCACACCUGUCAAGAGGACUGUGGUCCAGGAGCUGCAGCUGAAGCACAGUGACACUAUCUGGGCCCCAUCCGUCCUUCCUCACAGCACCCUCAGCACCUUAGGCCUCCACCCCCAGCCACAUUUUGGGAGAAAGAUGGAGUCCAAGGUCUCAGAAGGCGGCCUGAAUGUGACCCUGACCAUCCGCCUGCUGAUGCAUGGAAAGGAAGUCGGCAGCAUCAUUGGGAAGAAAGGAGAGACUGUGAAGAAGAUGCGUGAGGAGAGUGGCGCCAGGAUCAACAUCUCAGAGGGAAACUGCCCAGAGAGAAUUGUGACCAUCACAGGCCCAACGGAUGCUAUUUUCAAGGCCUUUGCCAUGAUUGCCUAUAAGUUUGAAGAGGACAUCAUUAACUCCAUGAGUAACAGCCCUGCCACCAGCAAACCCCCGGUGACAUUGAGGCUGGUGGUCCCGGCCAGCCAGUGUGGGUCCCUGAUCGGCAAAGGUGGAUCCAAGAUCAAGGAGAUCAGGGAGUCCACAGGUGCCCAGGUCCAGGUGGCAGGGGACAUGCUGCCCAACUCCACAGAGCGGGCAGUGACCAUCUCAGGGACACCAGAUGCCAUCAUCCAGUGCGUCAAGCAGAUCUGUGUGGUCAUGCUGGAGUCCCCACCGAAAGGUGCCACCAUUCCCUACCGCCCAAAGCCCGCCUCCACCCCUGUCAUUUUUGCAGGUGGUCAGGUAAGAGCCGACCCACUCGCGGCCUCCACUGCCAACCUCAGCCUUUUACUGCAGCACCCGCCGCUGCCCGCCUACACGAUCCAGGGACAGUACGCCAUCCCCCACCCGGAUCAGUUGACCAAGCUCCACCAGUUGGCCAUGCAGCAAACCCCCUUUCCUCCCCUCGGACAGACCAACCCCGCUUUCCCCGGAGAAAAGCUGCCUUUACACUCCUCCGAAGAAGCUCAAAAUCUGAUGGGCCAGUCGUCAGGUCUGGAUGCCAGCCCCCCGGCCAGCACUCACGAGCUCACCAUUCCCAAUGAUCUAAUAGGCUGCAUAAUUGGACGCCAAGGGACCAAAAUCAAUGAAAUUCGUCAGAUGUCCGGGGCUCAGAUCAAAAUCGCCAAUGCCACUGAAGGGUCGUCAGAGCGUCAGAUCACCAUCACGGGGACCCCGGCCAACAUCAGCCUUGCCCAGUACCUCAUCAACGCCAGGCUGACGUCCGAGGUCACCGGGAUGGGUGCGCUGUAGUCCCGCCCAGGACCCUCCAUCCUGCACACCUGAUGCUCAAGCCUGCAGCCUCACUGGCCGCCUGCCCCUCCUGCAAACAUGAAUAGAGCGUUUUCUUUACUAGCAGAGCCCACGUGUGCUGUGGACAUGGCACAGACAUCCACGCCCACGCCCCGAGUUAGCUGUGCCCGUCCCUGCGUCCGCAUGCUGUGCUGGUUACUUUAAUGCCUCAUGGUACUCUGUGUGGCGUCUUAGAGACCUGUUCCUCAGUGUCAGUGUGACUGUCUGUUUUAAGAGUUGGCUGCUUUGUCAGCACUUCUGUGACCUGUUCUCCCCCGCACUUGGACACCCUCCUUCCCCGCAUCAUGCUGACUCAGUUUCCCCUCAGAGCCCUGAUGUCUGGGUUCAUGUUUCCACUCCGGGUCAUGUGCUAGAGUCAGGGUGUCUUUCCUGCACCUGCAGGGAGUGCCUGGGAGAGGAAGAGCUUGGGGGUGACCUGAGGAGCAGGGUGGGGGCAGAGGUUGCUGGUCUGCUGCCUGGGGUGUCUCAUGGCGGCGUCCAGGAAGCCCUUGGCACUCAGUGUUGGAGUUAAUAAAUGUCAUGUGCCCUUG
Molecule: messenger RNA, 1911 nt
Organism: Chinchilla lanigera (long-tailed chinchilla)
Lineage: Eukaryota; Metazoa; Chordata; Mammalia; Rodentia; Chinchillidae
Gene: Pcbp3
Product: poly(rC) binding protein 3
Exons: 14
Coding region: 77-1321 (414 amino acids)
Biological process (GO): regulation of gene expression; regulation of RNA metabolic process
Cellular component (GO): cytoplasm; nucleus
Molecular function (GO): mRNA binding
Source: RefSeq, a predicted model, not a curated record